Molecule: messenger RNA, 3228 nt
Organism: Gadus chalcogrammus (walleye pollock)
Lineage: Eukaryota; Metazoa; Chordata; Actinopteri; Gadiformes; Gadidae
Gene: asnsd1
Product: asparagine synthetase domain containing 1
Exons: 3
Coding region: 1-1848 (615 amino acids)
Molecular function (GO): asparagine synthase (glutamine-hydrolyzing) activity
Source: RefSeq, a predicted model, not a curated record
AUGUGUGGCAUCUUCUGUCUGCUCAGCUUCUCCCCCGUUGAGUCUCCCACCGACCAAUGGCUUCACCAAAACCUGAGCAGGCGAGGGCCCGACUCAACCCAGGACCUGACCGUGACCCACGCACAACCCUUCUAUCGAUGUCUGUUCUCCGCACACGUGCUCCACAUGCGGGGCGCCCUCACCCCUCAGCCGGAGCGAGACGCCGCUGGGAACGUACUUCUGUGGAACGGGGAGAUCUUCAGCGGUAUCGCAGUGGCGCCAGAGGAGAACGACACUCGCGUAAUGGCGCGUCAGCUCUCCUCGUGCGAUACCCCUGCCGAGCUUCUCUCAGUGGUCUCACGCGUGCGGGGGCCCUGGGCAUUUGCCUACUACCAGCAGGCCCAACACUGCCUUUGGUUCGGCAGGGACUUCUUCGGGAGGCGGAGCUUGUUGUGGCAGUUUGACGCGGAGGCCGAGGCCUUGACCCUGACGUCGGUGGGGGGCGACUGCUCUCUGACCGGUGCGGACCCCUGGCUAGAGGUUCCCGCGGCGGGGGUGUACCGGAUCGACCUGAAGGCGGGACGUGUUGCCGGGACGGGCGGUGUGACGCUGGAGGUUUAUCCCUGGGCUACGGGAGGGUGCGGGCUCCCGUCCCCUGAAAGCGUCCCUAGCAACUGCGUGGCAACAAUGAACCAGUGGGGCCUGGUCCUACCAUCGCCCGUGUCCCCACUCAACAUGCUGCUUCCCGAGGUCGAGGUGGGAGUACUUCCGUCGUCUCCGGCUUCCAGUGUUGUGGCGACGGAUCUGGAGGAGGUGCUGGCGUCCAGGGAAAGGACCGGCGAGGUGGACCACCUCAACGCCGUGCUCAGCGAGGCGGUGCGGCGGCGCGUUCAGGCCUUGCCCGGCGACAUCAGAGACGAGUCAUUGACCGACCACGCCUCCGUGGCGGUCCUCUUCUCCGGGGGGAUCGACUCCAUGAUCCUGGCGGUGUUGGCGGACCGGCACGUACCCGCGGGACAACCCAUCGACCUCCUCAACGUGGCCUUCAAGCUGCAGGAGCCCAAGACUCAGAAACAACAAUCCACAAAGAAGAAGAAGAAGAAACCCGAAACAGACCAAAACAAACCGACGACGGACUCGGCGAAUGUCCCCAAGGUCUCCGAGAUUUCCUCGCCGUUCGACGUCCCGGACAGACUGACGGGGCGGGCGGGGCUGCUGGAGCUGCAGGCUCUGAACCCGGAGAGGAAGUGGAACUUUGUGGAGGUAAACGUGACGCAGGAGGAGCUGCAGGAGACGCGGCGGGAGCGCGUGCGUCACCUGGUGCAGCCGCUGGACACGGUGCUGGACGACAGCAUCGGCUGCGCCAUGUGGUUUGCGGCGCGGGGGGAGGGCUUCGUCACGCAGGACGGCGACCGGACGCCGUUCUCUUCGCCGGCAAAGGUCCUUCUGACGGGCAUCGGGGCAGACGAGCAGCUGGCGGGCUACUCCAGACACAGGGUCCGCUUCCAGACCUCCGGCCACCAGGGGCUGGUCCAGGAGCUGGGCAUGGAGCUGGGCCGCAUCUCCUCCAGGAACCUGGGCCGGGACGACCGCAUCAUAGCGGACCACGGGAAGGAGGCCAGAUUCCCGUACUUGGACGAGGACGUGGUGGACUACUUGAACUCCCUGCCCGUGUCGAGGAAGGCGGACCUGUCUCUGCCCCGCGGUGUGGGGGAGAAGCUGCUCCUGAGGCAGGGGGCCAGGGCCCUAGGCCUGGGACCCUCCGCCCUCCUCCCCAAGAGAGCAAUGCAGUUCGGCUCCCGCAUCGCCAAGAUGGAGAACAGCCACGAGAGGGCUUCCGACCGCUGCAACCGACUGCUCAGCGCUUAGAAGACAAUCUCAGCCUGUGUUCUUUAAUACAUGGGAUUCUAUUUUUAUUCUGAUGAAAUUCUGUCAUUAUAAAAUUACAUGCAUUAGAAUCUGUUGUAGUAACCUGCCAUUGUAUGGAAUAUAUAUAUAUAUAUAUAUGCAAAUCAUAUUUACAAAUAACCCCAAAAUUGAUUAUUAUUGAAGCAAUCUUCACUAUGCUCAGAUAUGAAAUUUCAGGUCCAAAUGAGGUAUGCGUGUCGUGUGAUUGUUCCGACACACAGCAGAAUAAAGAUUUUUUUUCUUUAAACCAUGUAGGACUCGACAUUCUUCAGCUUUUCUUUGAAAUAUAGAUCGCAUUCGAUGUAGGAGGGCAGGUUUCCAACGUCAAAACGUCCAGAUAUUUCGUGGGUGUAGACCGGGCUCCUGAAAGGAUAGCUUAUUGAGUUAUCAUGAACAUAUUAAAACCUAUGUUCACAACUUUUGCUAGACUAGGGGCACCUUCACACCUGGAGAAAUCUUAAAACACCAUGGAUUAUGCUUAAGUCAUAUAUUUGCAGUUGAAAAAAAUUCAACUUUCUUUGUGAUAUUCAUCAAUAUAACAUACUUGGUUUAUCCAAAAUGGGACGAUCAUUUACAGGAAAUAUAACCUACUGCUGGUUCAAAUACAAGGGUGGGAAGAAGUGUUGAAACUACCUUUGAAUGAGCCAAGACACAAAGUUUCCCGGGGCAUCUCUGUCUUGAAUAGGUAAAUCCUACAGAGGAGUUCAGAAAUGUAGGUCUUAAAAGAACAUUCUAGUUUAUUUAAGGAAUAAGGGAUUGAUGAUGAUGUGACUUGCCUUCUUAGACUCCAGAAAGUUGUCCAGGAGGGGGAGACAUUUCUUAGAGAGCAUGUAGAAACACGGACACUGCAAUGUGUUGGAAAUGAAAAUCUGAUUGUUUAAAAGGCUUCAAUAUAAGUAUCAGAACGCUAAAGAGGAGGAAUGUGUGCACAUGUUCAUGAUUUUACUGGGAUAACACUUAACUACCAUACUAAAAAAACGAAUUGAAUAGUUUUAUUUAUCCCUUGACAUUAUAGUAUGCAUGUAAAUAUGUGGUUGCUAAACCAUCAAUCCUAAUCAUCAUACUAUCAAAAAACUAAUCAAGACAACUUUUCAGGCAUGAAAAUUUGGUAAAAACAUCUAGCUAUCCAAUCAAAGCUAGCCUGUAGAUACAUACUUCUUGUAAACCCCUGAACUUACUGCUCUCCUGGACUCUGUUUCAGCAGCAGUGGGUUUCUCCUUCAUACACAACACUCUGAGGUCCUCGUCUACUUCUAGAAUACCGUACUUGUGGGUGUCUGGGAAAAACAAAUGUAAUCGUAAAUCAAGGAAUACCACUGCAUUAGCGACCAAUACAGGAGAA